This is a messenger RNA of Melampsora larici-populina 98AG31, 1337 nucleotides long. RefSeq lists its product as uncharacterized. Lineage: Eukaryota; Fungi; Basidiomycota; Pucciniomycetes; Pucciniales; Melampsoraceae. The coding region runs from base 130 to 1080 and encodes 316 amino acids. The record is from RefSeq and is a predicted model, not a curated record. Gene Ontology annotation, molecular function: S-adenosylmethionine-dependent methyltransferase activity; O-methyltransferase activity. The transcript is spliced from 3 exons.
GAAUCUACUAUAUAGUGUGACUCAUCCUAUGUCGUAUCUGCCGUUGUUCCCUUCACUCAAGUCCGUCUAACAUAAAAAUCACACUAGGUCUACAGAUAUUUUCUCAACUUCCUGACUCGCCUUUUGAAAAUGUCUACCCCGAUUUUCGAAGUUUGUCCUAAUCCUUCUCAUAGGGUCUCGGCUUUGUUGGCAGAGGCUCGCAAGCUUUUGUCGGAUAUAAGCUCUACAAGUUGUAGCGAUGGUGGCAAUGGAGGAACUGGUCAUGAUCCCGAAACUGCGAAAAAGGCUUUGGAUUCUAUCUUGGCUGAUGCUCAGGCGGUGGUGGACGGACAAGAAGACUUCGUGCAACGCAGCUCGAAUGUACCCGAUCCCAAGGCUCAAUGGACCAAAAUCUUGGAAGAGAUGUUAGCCUCUACUCAAUCGACUGAUUGGGGAGGUCUCUUUGCUUCUGGUCAAAUCAGUUACAGAUUACUCCCUGCCAUGUCCUCAAACAAUUACGAAGCGGGGAUCAUUACGUUUCUAUCUGGGCUUCUCAAGCCUCGCCGCGUCCUAGAACUCGGAAUGUUCACUGGAACAAUCACUCUUACAUUUGCGGCAGCCAAGUCUGUGGAACAAGUCGUUACGCUCGAGGUUGAGCCUUUCCUUGAAGGCUGGUGUCGUCCCUUCUGGAAGCGUGCGGGGGAAGGGUUAAAUGAGAAGAUUGACGUGCGAGUGGGGGAUGCAAGAAAGACUAUAGACGAGAUGGCUCAAAAUGGCGAAGCUCCGUUUGACAUGAUCCUCAUCGACGCCGACAAACCCUCAUAUUUAGCAUACUUCCGCAAAAUCGUCGAGCACAAAUUACUGUCCAAAAACGGCGUCAUGAUCAUCGAUAAUGUCUUAUUCGCAGGUACCGCUUACGCACCUUACCCCGUUCCACUCAUCAAUCCUCCCAACAUCGAUCAAGCUUCAGUUCAACGUAGUAAUGGUUAUGGAGUCCAUUUGAAAGAAUUAAAUGCAGAGAUUUGUAAUCAUCCUGAAGUCGAAGUCAUGAUGCUGGGAGUUGAAGAUGGUUUGAGUUUAGUCAAAUGGAAAGAUCAAUAAAGAAAUCAUGAGGUUCAGGCUCAGGAUCUUCUUCCUCUUUCUUAUGAAUCAGUUGCAUGUUUUCCUUGAUAACCCAAUCCGAAGCCGUCGAUUUCAGUCUGGUCAGCUCAUAGAGAAUAUCACAAUUGUUUAUAUAUGCCAGUCAAAUCUGCCCGCGUGAAUGUACUCUCUAGGUGAAUUCUUAUUGUCAUGAGUUGAUCUUGUAUUUAUGUCGUGCUUUUGCGCAAGAAUGAAUGAUAUGUCUUCUACGUUACAUC